Leishmania braziliensis MHOM/BR/75/M2904 is the source of this 600-nucleotide messenger RNA. RefSeq lists its product as hypothetical. The record is from RefSeq and is a predicted model, not a curated record. NCBI's taxonomy places the organism in Eukaryota, Euglenozoa, Kinetoplastea, Trypanosomatida, Trypanosomatidae. Bases 1 to 600 code for a protein of 199 amino acids. The transcript has a single exon.
AUGCCCCAUGAGGAUGCGGCGACGCCGAAGGUGACGUGGACAGCCUCUGUCGUCUUCGAGGACCCUGCGGAUCGAACGCUGAAGCACAUCAACCACAAGGUCACCCUCGCCCCCAUGAACAACCUUGCCUCGGAUGUGAUGCUGAGCCACAUCACCUCCCUUUCCCUUUACAACGGCGGCCACCCUUUCGCUCGUAGCAAACUGCAGAACCUGGACGAGGUAGCGUACGUGGCCUCCAUCGACCACAAGUCCUCCACAGAUGCUGUGGAUGAAGUGCAGCGCCGGCUGGUGCGCGCGGUGGAGGCGGCGCAGGAGGUUGUGACGUGUGGCAGCGGAGGUGGCAAGGAGGCGCAUGAGAUGAUGACCGCCGUCGAGAACUUCCGCGCAAUUCGCGAUGAGGCACUGAAGCGUCAGCGUGACCAGACUGGUCGCAUGGACUUCAACUCUCAGCAGUUCAAGGACGCCCUCAUGAUCAAGUGCGCCGCAACGAUCCUACGCCGGGAGAUUGACCAGAUCGAGCAUCUCGCCACCGUGUACGGCGACGACGCCGCCCGCCGCAACAACGCCACUGGCGGUGAGAACAGCGAAAAGCAGCAGUAA